AUGUGGAACAAGUCUGGCGAGCGUAAACUUACACGCCUUCCCGGCAAGGACUCGACCAACAAGAAGCUUAGCUCCAACCUCGACAAGCAACCACGUUGGCUCCGCCCUAAAAACAUCAGUGAUGCUCAACUUCGCGUCAAUGGCCUUGCUCAUGCCCCUAUUCGCCGCUAUGGACCCAGAAGCCCCUUGGCUCGCGCCCAUGCGCCUUCAGUCUCCUCCAACGUUUCUUCGCACGACAGCGUUGACCAGGCCAUUGAAGCCGAGUCAAACAUGGUCGUGGUCAGCAAACGAACAACAGGGCUCGGCAUUUGGCCAGAGCCGUCGAGCCACACGCCAUCCCUGACCGCUGUAGCCAAAACAGAGGUGAACCUUUUUCAAGCUGAUCCCUCUGCCGUCUCUGGGCCACCAGACUUUGGCCUGUCUGCCGCUGCUCUUCUCCGACGAUCCACCGUUCUCUCCACCUCGACCGAGAUGUCAUCUCGCUCUCUUCGGGAGGCUCUACCGGAGCUGGGGCGCACCGCACUCCGCUUGGUCACUCGCGUCGCCAAGCAAUACACAAUGAUGCCUCAGAUCACCGUUAUUUCCGAAGGCGGUGACACUGCCGCACCACCUCACUCCGGCAAUUCCGACAUGUCUAGUAGUCCCUGGUUGGAGGAAGACGAAGGUAGCGAUCGACUACCGAUCGACUUCCGCCCACGCCCGGGUUCAUUUCUCCGCCUCGAUCAUCAGCUCCGACAACAAAUUGGCUGUCUACCCGGCGUCGACCAGCACGACUUCAGAUCAUGUUACUGUUACGCCAGGGACGAGUUGACCGCCGAGCACUGGGUCCACGAACACGGAGUCUCCGGUGAUGCUGAACAUGUCUUCCUGCAUGGCCUUGCUGCGACACCCAACAUCAAGGCACGCGAUCCUUUCGGCAACACGUAUCUUCACCUUCUCGCAGCCCGAGACGGCCCGCUUCGCCGCAUCACCGACGCCAUUGCCAUAGCGCCGGACUCGCCUGCGGCGUUGACCCACCACUAUGCACACGACGGCACGACUCCUCUCAUGGCCUUUGUUGCCCGUCUCCCCGAAGACGGUGAUCACAAGGGACCGGUCGUCAUACUCGAAAAGCUCAUCGACAAUGGCGCCCGGCUUGAGGCCCGCAAUCGCCAGGGCAAGACCGCUCUGCACGUCGCUGUACGAUGCGGACGCAAGCUCGCCGUGCGGACUCUGGUCAAGCGCGGAGCCAGCGUGCACGCACGCAACGCUGCAGGCCGAAGUGUUCUCGACGUGGCGGACAGCCGCAUGUUCUGGUCGCGCAACCAGGAGAAAGAAUAUUCACAUUACGAGGCAUGCCGGGCGUGGCUGUCUGGGGAGGAGGCGCGGGCCGUGCAGCAGCCGACAGUUGCGCAGGAGUGGGCAUGGCGGGAGCUGUAA
This is a messenger RNA of Verticillium alfalfae VaMs.102, 1419 nucleotides long. RefSeq lists its product as hypothetical. The transcript has 3 exons. The coding region runs from base 1 to 1419 and encodes 472 amino acids. Gene Ontology annotation, molecular function: protein binding. The record is from RefSeq and is a predicted model, not a curated record. Lineage: Eukaryota; Fungi; Ascomycota; Sordariomycetes; Glomerellales; Plectosphaerellaceae.